AGCGUUUGUCUCAGCAUCAAAUUGACAUAUCAGUGUGCAACAUGUCCUAUGUAAUGGGAGGGGCGGGGAAGUUUAAGACUAAGACACUUAACUCCAGCACAAUCAGCUCUUCAACUGUGUGUCAGGACAUCAGAGACAUCUCAGCUGUCGGGGAAAGUAUGGACUUCGGAAAAAUAAGAAAACUGAAGGAGAGAUGUAUGUUGAGGAGUGACAUCAUCAGAGAGUUUCUGGCGGAAUUGCUUGGGACGUUUGUAUUAAUACUUUUUGGUUGUGGAUCAGUAGCUCAGACUGUUCUCAGCAGAGGGGCUAAGGGAGAAAAUCUCACCAUCCAUUUUGGCUUUACUCUAGGCGUAAUGUUGGCUGUGUACAUUGCAGGAGGGGUCUCAGGAGGACACGUGAACCCAGCUGUUUCUCUGGCUAUGACUGUCCUGGGAAAACUCCCAAUAAUUAAAUUCCCUGUUUAUGUGGCAGCCCAAUUUUUAGGUGCCUUUCUGGGGUCUAGUGCUGUCUUCUGUCUUUACUACGAUGCCUUCACAGAUUUCUCUGGUGGAAAUCUAACAGUGACUGGUGAAAAUGCCACAGCAGGGAUCUUUGCAUCAUAUCCACGAGAAAACCUCCCAUUGUUCAAUGGAUUCAUUGAUCAGGUGAUUGGCGCAGGGGCCCUGGUCCUCUGUAUUCUAGCCAUUGUAGAUCAGAGGAAUAUUGGGGCACCUAGAGGAUUGGAACCAUUGGUCAUUGGCUUGAGCAUCAUGGCUAUUGCAGUGUCUAUGUCUCUGAACUGUGGCUAUCCCAUCAACCCUGCCAGAGAUCUUGGACCUAGGCUCUUCACUGCGAUGGCAGGAUGGGGAAAAGAGGUGUUCAGCGCUGGAGACGGCUGGUGGUGGGUUCCAGUCAUCGGACCAAUGGUGGGAGGUGUGGUCGGGGCUAUGAUCUACUACCUGAUGAUUGAGCUGCACCACCCUGAGCCUGAGAAGAACUUUGAGGACGACAGAAGUCUGAAAGAUAAAUAUGAAAUGAACGCCGUAAACUAAAAAGAGACCAAAUGAUUGUGUCUUUCCUUUGCCAAGCAAGAAGCUCUUAUUUGUUGCACACUUUCUUUGUCUGUCUUUUCCUCUAGAUGUUUUUAACUCUGUCAUGGAUCAGAGAACAGAUCUGUGUCUAUGUUUUACUUCGUUAUUUUUCCAAACAUUAGGUAUUUGGCUAAAAACGUAGUCCCUUUUAGGCAGCUAUUUAAAUGACAUAUUGUCAUACAUAUUGAAUACUUAAAGGGAUAGUUCACCCAAAAAUGAAAAUUCUUGUCAUAAUUUCCUCACCCUCAGAUUGUUUCAAACCUGUAUAAAUGUCUUUUUUCUGAUAAACACAAAGUCCUAGAUUUGGAAGAAUGUAAGCAAUUUUCACUUCUGGGGCAUUAUCCACUACCAUAGUAGAAAAAAAUAUUGUGAAGCAUAACAUGAGGAAUUCUUUGGCUUAAAAAAAUGUUGAAUAACCAUAAAAUGGACAGCACAUUGCAAAUGUUCAAUGAGCAUAUAGUGUAGGAAAACCUCAGGUAGGAUUCAUUAGACAUGGACCACAGAGAAAUAAACCUCCUGUGUGAUUACAGGACAGCUUUCUUAAACAUCUGUUAUUUACAUUGACAAGUGUCACACCAGUGCCAGUAAAAAAAUUAGGACCUAACGGACACUCCAUAUUAUUACCCCUGGAAUGAUCUAGUCAUAAUCUCUCUCAGGUUUUCCUUUUUGUUAAGACACUGACGAUGUAGGUUAUCCAGAAUAUGUAUAGAGAGCUGAAACACUCUAGGGUAGUAAUUCCCUUCCAUUCCCUGUCACUCUUUCUUUUCUCUGAACUAAUACCAGUUAUAUAUUUUUUAUAUUCUCAAGUUAGCUUGCACAGAGCAUCCACCUAACUUAUAUAUCUUGCUAUUAGAAGAUUGAAGGCACUAAAAUAAAGGAAUUGACUAAAUACUAAAAGUAGUAGAACAGGCAUCAUUGUCAAGACAGGAUGAAUUGAACAAAUGAAAAGAAGGACAGUGAGCUGCAUGCCUAACUGUUGGUAAGGAAACAUGCAUGAGAUAAUAGAGCAAAAGUCAAAAUGCAUGCUAAAAAUAAACCUCCCAUGAACUAUUGCUUCUAAAGUAUAAAUAAAUAUGCAUGCUAGAGUGUAUCGCAAACAUUAAGAAAAAGAAGUAUAUAUGAUAUGUGAUUAUAUAUAAAGCAGGACAUUGUUAUUUCUGGCUUGGCUUCAAAAUAUUUAAUGCAUUAGUUGAGAUUUGAGUUUUAGCUGUUGAAAAUUAA
Molecule: messenger RNA, 2291 nt
Organism: Triplophysa dalaica
Lineage: Eukaryota; Metazoa; Chordata; Actinopteri; Cypriniformes; Nemacheilidae
Gene: aqp9b
Product: aquaporin 9b
Exons: 6
Coding region: 42-1031 (329 amino acids)
Biological process (GO): water transport; glycerol transmembrane transport
Cellular component (GO): basolateral plasma membrane; plasma membrane
Molecular function (GO): water channel activity; glycerol channel activity; urea transmembrane transporter activity
Source: RefSeq, a predicted model, not a curated record